AUGGAAGAAAAGGGGUCACGCAAUGCAGUAGCAAUUCUCUUUCAACUUCCUUUGCAGUUAUUCCGCGGUUUGGGGCGUCGAGCUUCCCUCAUCCGACUUCUCGUCGCUACUCUGCUCGCUGUGGCUCUAUAUCAGCUGUUACCACACGAAGCAAAGGUAUUUCUAUUGAGUCAACCUACAACUGCGCGCUGCAGCUCGGCGCAGCUAGAUGCCAACUUGUCAUGCCGGGCAGAUGUGAAGCAUGUAGAAAUCCCCAACAUAUUGAACUUGGUCUACGUCUUGUCUGACCCCAUCGAUGGCACAUUUCCCCUGCAGUUCAGCGACUUCCUCUCCGUCUAUGCGGCUUGGCAUCACUGGCAGCCAAAUGUCAUCUACCUUCACACCAAUGUCGAGGCCAACAGCACCGCCGUGCGCCGUGCGCAGACUGGCGAGGCAGGCAAAUGGGCCAAGCGCGUCUUUGCGAUUCCAGGUAUCGUCAUCAAUACAGUGCCCGUGCCUACGCAUGCAAGAAAUGGCUUGAGAAUCAAGGGCAUGGAGCACAAGUCCGACUUUGUUCGAGUUCAAGCUGUACACGAUUUCGGUGGCGUCUACAUUGACAUGGACGUUCACACCCUCAAGGAUCUGAAGCCCUUGAGGGAGUCGGGCUACAGCGCAGUCGUUGGCAGGCAGACGGAUGGAUGGAUCAACAGCGGGACAUUCAUGUCUGAGAAGCAAGGGCGCAUGAUCAAGCUCUGGAAAGACCGCAUGCAUGCGACGUACAAUGGCUGGUGGACGACACACAGCAACAAGGCCUUGACCCAGAUCGGCAAGGAGCUGGCCAAAGAGCCCUGCUCAAUGCUCACAUUAAGACCUUCUGCAUUUGCGCCCAUGGGAUGGAGGUCCUUUGAUACGGAGCGACUGUUUGCCAACCACUUUGAACCACGGGCAAUCUCUUUUGACAAGGACGGCGGCCUGCCCGCGUACCCGGAGGACUAUGAAAAGCCCCGAAAUUCCCUGACGACUUGGGCGCAAGACUGGAGGUGUACAUUUCUACUGCAUGCUUUCUCUCCGAAAAAGGAGAGAAACGGUGUCAAGAACAAUGGUAUUACGCCGCGCUUCGUCGUAGAGAGGAGGAGUAACUUUGCGCGUGCUGUAUACCCAAUGGUCAGAAGCAUGUAUGCAAAAGGACUCAUUGAUAAGGAUGAUCUAGAAUUAGGCAAUGAUUGA
Molecule: messenger RNA, 1206 nt
Organism: Beauveria bassiana ARSEF 2860
Lineage: Eukaryota; Fungi; Ascomycota; Sordariomycetes; Hypocreales; Cordycipitaceae
Product: glycosyl transferase
Exons: 1
Coding region: 1-1206 (401 amino acids)
Source: RefSeq, a predicted model, not a curated record